Molecule: messenger RNA, 1907 nt
Organism: Chondrus crispus (carragheen)
Lineage: Eukaryota; Rhodophyta; Florideophyceae; Gigartinales; Gigartinaceae
Exons: 2
Coding region: 1-1716 (571 amino acids)
Molecular function (GO): protein dimerization activity; Hsp70 protein binding
Source: RefSeq, a predicted model, not a curated record
AUGAUCUCCGCCGCCAAGACCUUCAUCACCCAGCUGAAAGCUUCCCCGGCACUCCUCCAUGAUCCGGAGCUUUCCUUUCUCAAAGACUAUCUCGUCUCUCUGGGCGCCACGCUCCCCCCUGCUGAAACCGCUUCCAACUCUAAACCCGGAAUGCGUACCAUCUCCUCUCUUGCCGACCUGGACGCUCUCUCCGCCGAAGUUGGCUCCAAGCCUAUCAUCGCCGACUUCUACGCCGACUGGUGCGGUCCGUGCAAAGUAAUCGCCCCCUUAUUCAAGACACUUUCCGAAAAGCACACCAACGUUGUCUUCGCCAAAGUCAACGUUGACCUUGCCGAAGACGUCGCCCGCAAGUAUGACGUGAGCUCCAUGCCCACUUUCAUCGUCCUCGUCAACGGAGAGCAAGUCGCCCAAACCAUUGGUGCCGUGCCCGCCAAACUGGAAGCCAUGGUCGAGAAGGCUGCCGGGGGCGUCACGGCCGAUGAGGAUGAGGGUGAAGCCACCCCCGUGCCCGACCCGGAGCCGCUGGACGACAUGGAGGAAGAGGCCCGCAAGGACGAGGAAGCCGAACGCGACCUCAUUCAGCAUCUUGAGAAUGACGCCGACGUGCUCCCCGAGGACCAGCGCGAUGUCAACCCUGCUGAAGUUCCCAUGGGUGCAUUUGACGUCGAGCUGUCCGAAGCGGACAUGGACAAGCAGAUCGAGCUCAAGGGAAAGGCGUCUGGGCUUGUCGCGUCGGGUGAUCUACAAGGAGCGAUCGCCGUAUGGAAUGAGGUGAUUGCAAUCUCGGCGUCGCCGCUGACGCUCGCCAAGCGGGCCGACGUGUUUCUCAAGCUCAAGCAGCCGCAUGCCGCGAUCCGCGACUGCGACAAGGCGCUGUCGGCUAACCCCGACUCUGCGAAGAGCUUGAAGAUUCGAGGGAUGGCGUAUCAUUUGCUCGGGGACUGGGAGCAGGCGGCACAUUCGCUACAAAAAGGGAACGGUUUGGAUUAUGAUGAGACAGCGGGGGAGGUGCAGAGGGUGGUGGAGGAGAGGUGGAAUAAGAUUCGCGAGUUCAGACUGCAAAAGGAGGCCAGGGCUAGGGAUCGCGACGUGAAGAAAAAGGCACAGGUUAAGGCGGCAGCGAGGGCGGCCGCUAUCCGCGAGUAUGAGGCACAGAAGAAGGCGGACGAGGAGGCCGCUUCAAGCGGUAGCCGAGGUAUGCCUGGAGGUAUGCCUGGUAUGCCUGGAGGUAUGCCUGGUAUGCCUGGAGGUAUGCCUGGUGGCAUGCCUGGUGGUAUGCCGGGUAUGCCCGGUGGUAUGCCGGGUAUGCCUGAUGGUAUGCCGGGUAUGCCCGGUGGUAUGCCUGGAGGGAUGCCUGGAGGGGCGCCUGGAGGGACUCCUGGGGGCGCGCCCGACGCCGAAAGCGUAGAAAAGAUGCUGGACGGACUGGACCUACCUGCUGAUGUCCAAGCCAAGAUGGAUGAUCCCGCGGUGAAAGAGAAGCUCAAGACAGUGUUCACAGAGCUGCAGGGCAACCCGACAGCAGCAAUGGGGACUGCGAUGAAGUACAUGGGCGACCCGGACGUCGGGCCGAUCCUGGGGGCGGUGAUGAAGUCGAUGAUGGGCGGCAUGGGAGGGGGCAUGGGAGGAAUGCCGGGUGGUAUGCCGGGUGGUAUGCCAGGUGGGGCGGCGCCUGGUGCGGGGCCGGGAGAGUUUGGCACUGAUGAGGUUGAUUAAUAAGCAAAGGGCAGUUCAGGUUGAGGAAGAUUUUGGGCUUGUAUCUAUUAAAUGCUUGCCAAGAUCUGACGUUGGGUCGUUUACCGUAGAAUUGGUAGAAUAAUCUUGCUGCGAUUGCCUGCGCACAGCACAAUAGUGUACCCGCUCUAGCUAGGUACAGCACUACAAAGCUCAGCUGCUGGAUCUAUGAA